This is a messenger RNA of Coccidioides posadasii C735 delta SOWgp, 1520 nucleotides long. RefSeq lists its product as uncharacterized. Lineage: Eukaryota; Fungi; Ascomycota; Eurotiomycetes; Onygenales; Onygenaceae. The record is from RefSeq and is a predicted model, not a curated record.
CUCUCUUAUCUCUCUUCUCAUCUGUCAUUUCUUCAUCCUGUCUACUCUAAAGUUUUCUCUUCUUCGUUUUCAUUGUCUUCAUUGCUCCCGCGGCUCGUCGCCACCCUGUAAUAGACAUCAGAAAACAAGCAAUUAAUCUCGCCGCCCUCCGAUUUGCCCGGCUGGAUUGACAUCGCAACAUCGGACAAAAGCAGCUCAACUCCUAGUAACACAUCAACUACUCCCAGAUCGAGCUUCCACCAAUACGUCCACUUUCCUCCCAUUGCUCUCAGAUCAUCUCUAGCCCGCCAUGUCUUCAUACUUCUUCUCGGGACACCACCCACAUCAGCCCCAGCAGCACCAGCAUCAACACCCGCCACCCCCAACCCACAUUGCGCAACACACCUCCCAUACUCAUCAUGGUGGUCGCUCUCGUCGUGCGCAGAAGAUGGGUGGCCAGAACUCCCAUAGGCAGUUCCGUGGUGUGAAAAGUAUGAGGGAAUUGGCCGAGGCUCCUGCCAUCACAGCUUUCCGUGCCAGAUUCGAGGCUGGUCGUUCCUUUGACCUCGACGAUGAUCUGGAGUUUUGCCCCGGUCUCUUGACUGAGGACGAUUUGCAAUCCAUUGCGUCUUCUGUUUCAGACCGUUCGUCCCUCGCCAGCGCCUCGCCCGAUUCUUCACCUCUUCAGCACCAGAUUCAGCCGACGCAGCAGGUCGCCCCAGCUAUUUCGCUUUCUCCCGCUUCAAUUAAUUCCUACAACUCGAAUAGUUUUAAUCAGAUGAAGAUCCAUCAACCAUCGGCGGUCCGAACAAAAAAUGCCAUUCCAAUCGUCAAUCCAAGCACUGGCAUGCGCGUCUCGAGCCCCCCGUCCACCAUCUCACCCGGCAUGAUGCAGUCUGACCAGCGUCGAUGGUAAACAUGACUCGGGGGAAAUGGAAACAAGCUCAACACCCCCCGGUCUCGUAUAUACGUCGUCGUUCUUCCUCCAUGCCGCUCGGUAUCUUUCUGCAUCUCCUGGGUCGACCAUCCUUUUCUACUUGUUAACCAGUUCCUUCGGUUUAUAUCAUCUUUUUUAUUUUCAGUUCGAGUACGAUUCCGUGGAUCACCGUCCCUCCCGACCACUUAAUACUUUCGACUUGUAUAUAAAACCAUUUUUCGAACCCUUCCGCCCUUUUAAACCCCCCCCUCUUUUCGACCUUAUUUUGCGGUGAUCCAAUGUUUUAUACGAAGAGACGUUUCGUUUACUGAGAGCAAAUGGGGUGCAUCACGAGCCGAUUAUUUACUGUCAUUUCUGGUGAUAUUCGUUUUUCUCUGGAGAAAAAACAAAAAGAGUGUCCUUGAUUCCCUUUUGGUCUUAACCCGAUGAUGAACUAUAGAAUGAGCGGCGACUGUGUUUUGGAAAAAAGGCUGUACAACGGACCGUGGAGUUUUGUUUCUGUUUUGUCCCCGAGCGAGCGAAAUCUCUUUCUUGUUGCCAUACGUUACAUUUGCACGGUUGGGCUUCUUGGUGGGGUGAUUACGUGUGGGCGAAAUCUAGCGUG